Messenger RNA from Hyposmocoma kahamanoa, 1329 nucleotides. RefSeq lists its product as uncharacterized. Bases 136 to 747 code for a protein of 203 amino acids. The record is from RefSeq and is a predicted model, not a curated record. The transcript is spliced from 2 exons. Lineage: Eukaryota; Metazoa; Arthropoda; Insecta; Lepidoptera; Cosmopterigidae.
UGUGCCACAAAUUAGAAGGAUAUAGAUUUGUAUACUUCAGCUUUAAUUUACACUAAUCUUUGUUUUUUUAAAUACAAAUUGUUUAAAUUACUAUAUAUGGCUACCGAAAAAGUGAGCAUUCUGCUAUAAAUCUACAUGAGUUUGGAUUUAGAAGAAGCUAACGAGACACAGCAACUGAUGCAGAAUGAAGGAGAGGAAGAGGAACAGAAGGCUUCACACUCGCAGUCAGCAACCUCGCCUGUUACCAGUAAUAAGAUGUCCAGCGGGGCAGGCAGUCUUUCCUCGCGAAAUCUCCAAGUGGUCACGAGCACUGGCAACGUGAGCGGGAAUGAUUCGACCAAAGUAUCGUACGUCAAUGAAAGGAGACUACAUCGAGACUUGAUGCGUACUAACUAUAACAAUAGACCGAAAAAUAUUCCCAAAGAGACGACAGACGUUAAGCACAUGGAGAAAGCACUUCUGGAAUUACUUGAUGAUUUCCAUACAGGGAAACUCAGUGCAUUUGGAUCAGAAUGUAGUGUUGAGCAAAUGAUUAAUAUUAGGGAUCAACAAGAGCAUUUAGCUCGAUUACAUUUUCGGUUAUAUGCUGAUGUGGAGAAACCAACAGAUGAUAGUUUUGAUAGCUCUGAUUCUAAAGAUAAAAUGGCACAACUUGUACAAAGUCUAGAGCAGCUCUCUACAUCUAUAGAACAUUUGCAUUCUGACAAAACAUUAGGCAGUAGUAAUGGUAACAACAGUAAUAAAUAAAUUUGGUUAAUUGUGUAAAUGUGGUCUAAUUUUUAUUAUUAUGUAUAAAAGUAAAUAUUGAAAUAGGCAAAGUAUAUUACCUAAAGUUCAGGGAAGUAAACUAAAAUAAAGUAAAAUAAACACCUUCCUAGAAUUAUACACUCCUGGACACAUAAUUCGAGCCAUCUUGUACUGUUUAUUUUAAAAGGCUAGCAUGCUAUAAAAAUAUUGUCAUCAUUAAAGAAUAACUUCCCAGGUUUUAUAAAAUCCAAUUUUCAACAAGGACAUGUGGAAAUGGUGUUUAGUAUAGUAUUGUUCAGUCAAACAUUGUUUAGGUGUAAGGCAUUUAACAGUGAACAUGUAACGUGCCUCGACUUAUGUAUCCAAGAGUAUAUUUGUAUCGUAUUUUGUUCUUUAUUUAUGAAGGUUAACUAGCAAUUAAUCUACUAUGGUAUUGUAUUUAGUUAAAUUUUGUAAUUGUAUAAUUGUAUAUAAAAAAUUAUUUACCUUUUAAUCACUUCAGUAUUUUAAAGGGAGACAUUAUCGGGCUCUAUAUAUAUUACUUGGACUUUAGGUAAUUAUAUUCUGAACUUUAAUAAUAAC